UUCUUUUAAGAGUUUAGGUAUUAAUUUGUAGUGCUGCUCCAUGGACCUUUCUGUAACAGAUACAGCACUUGUGUGGUGUAGGCACCGUUUGGAAGCUACUGAUUUGUUCCUGUUUACUUAAGGAGUGUAAAAUGAUAUAAAACUGGGACUUGUUGCUUGCUAAUUCUGAUAAUAAACACAUAUUUGUAUGGGAGCGUGCGUGUUGUAUGUUGGGUAUGUCAGGGAGUAGCACUGGCCUUUAUCGGCACUGUCAACUGUUAACGUCCGUACUUAAUAUUUUGUUGUUAUCGAAACAAAAUUUUCCAGUUUUGCGCUUGGGUUUUUAAAUAAAUUAAACAAACCCGUGUCGGCGUUAUACUUUGAGAAGGAGCCGCUUGCUUAGGGCAGAUAAGCAGCCAAAGACGGAGGGGUAUGUAAUUUUGUCUGCUGAAAAUGGGAAGCAGCAACAGUACUCAAAGUUUUGGGAUUCCCCAUGGAAAGGGACCUCAUAGUGUUGGUUGUACUGACGUAAUGGCAGACCAUACAGUUCAGGGAAGUUUUUUACGUCUUUUUUAUCCUUGCACGGAUGCUGUGGGUUAUGAAGAGCCUCUAUGGAUUCCAAGAAAAGAGUAUUAUAAUGGAUUGGCUGAUUUUAUGAAAUUGAACAGAAGGUUUGCUGACUGGAUAUUUGAACGCUUGUAUGGUUCAUAUAGAUGUCCUGCCAAAUGGAAUGCCCCAUUUAAAGUUGGAGAAAAAUAUCCACUGAUCAUUUUUUCUCAUGGACUUGGAGCCUUCAGGACAGUAUAUUCUGCUAUUUGCAUAGAAAUGGCUUCUCUUGGUUUUGUGGUUGCUGCUGUUGAACACAGAGAUGAAUCUGCUUCAGCCACCUACUGCUUUGAAGAGAGACUGCCCUCAGAUUUGCAAGAACAGGUAUCUGCCUUUAACUCACCUUCCAAUUCUGCAUCUUUGAAAGAGAAGUGGAUUUAUUACAGAUCCUUAAAACAAGGAGAAUCAGAAUUUGAGCUACGAAAUAAACAGGUUCUUCUGCGAACAGAUGAGUGUAUCAGAGCCCUGAACCUCAUAUGUGACAUUAAUGGAGGUAAACAAGUAACAAAUGCAUUACCCUUGCAUUUUGACUUCACUGCUUUAAAGGCCUCUAUUGAUGUUUGUCGAAUAGCUGUUAUGGGCCACUCCUUUGGUGGUGCAACAGUAAUUGAGACUCUUAGCAAAGAAGCCAGAAUAAGUUGUGGUAUUGCAUUGGAUGCAUGGAUGUUUCCACUUUCUGAUGAGUUUUAUCGUACAGUACGGCAGCCACUGCUGUUUAUUAACUCGGAGACAUUCCAAUGGGCUGGGAAUAUCAUGAAAAUGAAAAAACUCGAGUCCUGCAUUAAGGAGUGGAAAAUGAUAACCGUAAAGGGUACAGUGCAUCAGAGUUUUCCAGACUUCACCUUUUUGACGGGCAGUUUGUUUAGCAGAAUAUUUAAACUGAAAGGAAACAUCCAUCCACACAUAGCUAUAGAUAUUACAAAUAAGGCUUCAGCAGCAUUUUUCCAGAAGCACUUGGGUCUUGAGAAAGACUUCAAUCAAUGGGACCACCUUAUUGACGGGAAAGGAGAGCACAUUUUGCCAGGCACAAAUGUAUCGCUACCUCUUUCAUAGUCUGUUAUAAAUGACUAAUCACAGAGUGCUGAAAGUCCUCACAACACAGAAUAACAGUGAAAUUAUCUCAAAGACUGAUUUAUUUUAAUUUGGUUGUAGUGAUGAAUGGUAACAAAAGUAAAUUAUUGAUCUUUGAUAAGGAGGCAAAAUUCCUGCCUCUGCUGAAUGAAAUGUACAGCUUUCUUAACUGUUCUGUUUGAGUGACAGUGUUUAGACAUCUACUUUCUGGAAUCACAGUUUUGUAUAAAGAAUUAUUAAAGGUAGAAUUUUACUGAA
Messenger RNA from Protopterus annectens (West African lungfish), 1914 nucleotides. RefSeq names its product phospholipase A2 group VII (gene PLA2G7). Bases 433 to 1638 code for a protein of 401 amino acids. The record is from RefSeq and is a predicted model, not a curated record. NCBI's taxonomy places the organism in Eukaryota, Metazoa, Chordata, Ceratodontiformes, Protopteridae. Gene Ontology annotation, molecular function: 1-alkyl-2-acetylglycerophosphocholine esterase activity. The transcript has 11 exons.